Messenger RNA from Mastomys coucha (southern multimammate mouse), 4560 nucleotides. RefSeq names its product lysine acetyltransferase 6A (gene Kat6a). Gene Ontology annotation, molecular function: histone acetyltransferase activity. The annotation marks the transcript as partial. The record is from RefSeq and is a predicted model, not a curated record. NCBI's taxonomy places the organism in Eukaryota, Metazoa, Chordata, Mammalia, Rodentia, Muridae. Gene Ontology annotation, biological process: regulation of DNA-templated transcription. Gene Ontology annotation, cellular component: MOZ/MORF histone acetyltransferase complex. The transcript has 19 exons.
GCUGCCUAUGGAGGGAGUGCUGCCUCUGGGUUUCACCAGCAGCUACGAUUGGCGAUCAAGCGUGCCGUUGGUCAUGGCCGACUCCUUAAAGAUGGACCUCUCUACCGCCUCAACACUAAGGCAACCAGUGCUGAAGGGAAGGAGAGCUGUGAGUCGCUCUCGUGUUUACCUCCUGUGUCACUGCUUCCACACGAAAAGGACAAGCCGGUUGCUGAACCAAUCCCCAUCUGUAGUUUCUGUCUUGGUACAAAAGAACAAAACCGGGAAAAGAAGCCUGAGGAACUCAUCUCCUGUGCAGACUGCGGCAAUAGUGGUCAUCCAUCCUGUUUAAAGUUUUCCCCAGAACUGACCGUGCGAGUCCGGGCCUUACGGUGGCAGUGCAUUGAGUGUAAGACAUGCAGCUGCUGUCGCGACCAAGGCAAAAAUGCAGAUAACAUGCUCUUUUGUGACUCAUGUGACCGAGGUUUUCACAUGGAGUGUUGUGACCCACCACUCACACGGAUGCCAAAAGGCAUGUGGAUAUGUCAGAUAUGCCGACCUAGGAAAAAAGGACGGAAACUUCUACAGAAGAAGGCGGCACAGAUAAAACGGCGCUAUGCUAAUCCAAUAGGACGUCCAAAAACCAGGUUAAAGAAACAAAACACGGUAUCAAAAGGUCCCUUUAGCAAAGUUCGAAAUGGUCCUGGAAGGGGUCGAAAACGUAAAAUCACUGUCUCCAGCCAGUCUGCGUCAUCAUCAGAAGAAGGCUAUUUAGAGCGGAUAGAUGGCUUGGACUUCUGCAGAGAUAGCAAUGCCCCCUUGAAGUUCAACAAGAAAACCAAAGGGCUCAUUGAUGGCCUUACCAAAUUCUUCACCCCUUCUCCUGACGGGCGGAAAGCCCGAGGGGAAGUGGUAGACUACUCUGAGCAAUACAGAAUCAGGAAAAAGGGCAACAGAAAAUCAAGUACUUCAGAUUGGCCCGCAGACAAUCAGGAUGGCUGGGAAAGCAAACAAGAAAAUGAGGAGCGGCUUUUGGGGAGCCAAGAAAUCAUGACGGAAAGAGAUAUGGAAUUGUUUCGUGAUAUCCAAGAACAGGCACUGCAGAAAGUCGGAGUAACUGGGCCCCCUGAUCCACAAGUCCGCUGUCCCUCUGUCAUUGAGUUUGGGAAGUACGAAAUCCACACCUGGUACUCUUCUCCAUAUCCUCAAGAAUACUCAAGGCUGCCUAAAUUGUAUCUUUGUGAGUUCUGUCUAAAAUAUAUGAAAAGUAGAACUAUUCUACAGCAGCACAUGAAGAAAUGUGGUUGGUUCCAUCCUCCUGCCAAUGAGAUUUACCGAAAGAAUAAUAUUUCUGUCUUUGAGGUUGAUGGGAAUGUGAGUACCAUUUAUUGUCAAAAUCUGUGUCUCUUGGCAAAGUUGUUUCUUGACCACAAAACACUCUAUUAUGACGUGGAGCCAUUUCUUUUCUAUGUCCUAACACAGAAUGAUGUCAAGGGCUGCCACCUUGUUGGUUACUUUUCUAAAGAAAAGCACUGCCAACAGAAAUACAAUGUCUCCUGUAUAAUGAUUCUUCCCCAGUACCAACGGAAGGGCUAUGGCAGGUUUCUCAUCGAUUUCAGUUAUUUGUUAUCCAAGCGUGAAGGCCAGGCAGGCUCUCCUGAGAAACCGCUAUCAGACCUAGGCCGUCUCUCCUACAUGGCUUAUUGGAAAAGUGUCAUCUUGGAGUGCCUUUACCACCAAGAGGCUGAUGACGGAGAGAAAGAAGAGCCCCAAGGCCAAGAGAGAGAGUUAGAGACCAGGGUGGGAAAGUCUGUGUCUCGGGAGAAGAAGGAUCAGGAUUCUUCCUCUUUAAUAGAAAGUGAAAAGAAACCAGAGGUUAAGGAACUAGCCAGUUCUUCACGGUUGAGCAAACAGGCCCUCCCGCGGGACAGUCUUCCUGCAAAUAGCCAGCCAUCUCGGAGGGGCCGCUGUGGGAGGAAGAACAGAAAGACUCAAGACCGUUUUGGUGAUAAAGAUUCUAAGAUGCUUGUGGAUGAGACAUUAUCCACUUCUCAGGAGCAAUAUGGAGAAUGCGAGGAAAAAUCAGAGACCUCCCAAGAACGGUCCACUGAGAUGGAAGAACAGUUGGCAGCCCCGCAAGUGCACGCAGACGGGAGACCAGAUAUCCCCAAGGGGAGGUUCAGUGAGAACGCUGAGUUGUGGCGAGGACAGCUGAAGAAAAGCCCUGAGACCCUGAAGUGCCGACUGCCAGAAGGAGGAAGUGACCGGCUUCCGUGCUGCUACACUGAUGGUGACAGGGCUGUCUUUAGGGGUUUCAGCGAGAGUAGUGAGGAGGAGGAAGAGCCAGAAAGUCCUCGGUCAAACUCGCCACCAAUUCUCACAAAGCCCACACUGAAAAGAAAGAAACCAAUUCUUCACCGAAGAAGAAGAGUCCGCAAACGGAAACACCACAAUAGCAGUGUAGUCACAGAGACUAUCUCUGAGACCACUGAGGUGUUAGAUGAGCCUUUUGAAGACUCUGACUCUGAGAGACCAAUGCCGAGAUUGGAGCCUACAUUCGAGAUUGAAGAAGAGGAAGAGGAGGAGGAUGAAAAUGAGCUCUUCCCCAGAGGGUACUUCCAUUGCCUGUCCUCACAGGACAUCCUUAGGUGUCAGUCCUCUAAGAGGCCGUCUAAAGAGGAGGAGGAGGAGGAGGAGGAUGAGGAGGAGGAGGAGGAGGAAGAGUCGGACGAUGUAGAUGACACUCCUGUCCUAAAGCCAGUAUCUCUCUUGCGAAAAUGUGAUGUGAACAGUGCUUCACUUGAGCCAGAUACCUCUACACCUAUGAAGAAGAAAAAGGGGUGGCCCAAAGGCAAGAGCCGAAAACCUAUCCACUGGAAGAAAAGGCCUGGGCGGAAACCAGGACUUAAAUUGAACCAGGAAAUCAUAGCUGCUUCCGUGCAGGAAUGCGUAGUAGAGCCCAUAGUCCCCAUUAAACCAGGACGUAAACCCAGAACUCAAGAGAAUGAAGAAAUUGUUGAGGUAAAGGAGGACUUGUUGGAAGAAAGGAAGGAGGAGAUGCAUACAGAACCAGAUGAGGAGGCAGAAGAAGAAGAAGAUACAACCAGCAGUGACAUUAGAGCCAUGUCCCCAUUGGAUAGCAGCAACAGCCCCGAUGCAGAACCAAAAGAACCCGAGGCAGAGGAGGAAGAGGAGAAGCCUUUGGACGAUCAGAGGCAAUCGGAGGAAGAGCCUCAAGAGCUGGAAGAACAGGAGCAAGAGGAAGAAGAUGAAGUGACUACAGAGGUAAACCAGAAUGAAGACCAUGAUGCUGAUGAUGAGGAUGAUGGCCACCUGGAUUCGCUAAAGACAAAAGAGCCAGAGGAGCAGCCAGCUAGAGAAGAUGGCAAGGAGGAGUCUGGCAUUCAGGAAUCUUUUUUAGAUGCCAACAUGCAGGACAGUAGGGAGAAUAUAAAGGAGAAGGAUGAAGCUGAAGCGGAUUCUGAAGAGGAACAGCCUUCCCAUGAGGCAUCUGUGGUAUCAGAGACCAUGCCAGGCUCUGAGGAGGACCAUGAAGAAGACUCAAACACUAAGGAAGAGUUAAUUGAGCUAAAGAAGGAGGAAGAGAUUCCACACAGUGAGCUGGACCUGGAGACUGUUCAGGCAGUGCAGUCCUUGACUCAAGAAGAAAGCAGUGAGCAUGAAGGAGCCUACCAGGACUGUGAGGAAACUCUUGCGGCCUGCCAGACUCUGCAGAGUUACACCCACACGGAUGAGGACCCCCAGAUGUCAAUGGUUGAAGACUGUCAUGCUUCAGAGCAUAAUAGCCCGAUCUCCUCCAUUCCAUCUCACCCUAGCCAGUCAGUCCGCUCCGUCAACAGCCCCAGCAUGCCUGCCCUGGAGAGUGGCUACACGCAGAUCAGCCCAGAGCAAGGAUCCCUGUCCGCGCCCUCUAUGCAGAACAUGGAGACCAGCCCCAUGAUGGAUGUGCCUUCCGUAUCAGACCACUCUCAGCAGGUGGUAGACAGUGGCUUCAGUGACCUGGGCAGCAUCGAGAGUACCACAGAGAACUAUGAGAACCCAAGCAGCUAUGACUCUACCAUGGGCAGCAGCAUUUGUGGGAAUAAUUCCUCUCAGAGCAGCUGCUCCUAUGUCUACGAGAGGAUUCCAGGGGAUUUUGGUGCUGGCAGUUACUCACAACCAUCAGCCACCUUCAGUCUAGCCAAGUUGCAGCAGCUGACUAACACCAUUAUGGACCCUCAUGCCAUGCCUUACAGUCAUUCUCCGGCUGUGACUUCCUAUGCAACCAGUGUUUCUCUGUCUAAUACGGGACUGGCUCAGCUAGCUCCAUCUCAUCCCUUAGCCGGGACCCCUCAAGCACAAGCCACCAUGACUCCACCCCCAAAUCUGGCAUCUACUACUAUGAACCUCACGUCACCUCUGCUACAGUGCAACAUGUCUUUUGGGAAAGUUUUCUUCAAUGAUCUUGUUGAAGAUCUGACCUAUGCCAUUAACUUGGGAUUCUUCUCCCUUAUCUAUGCCUAUAAUUUGAAGGAGCUUUAUGAUUGUUUCUUAAAUGUCCAUGUCCUGGGUUUCAUGUAG